Molecule: messenger RNA, 2095 nt
Organism: Odocoileus virginianus texanus
Lineage: Eukaryota; Metazoa; Chordata; Mammalia; Artiodactyla; Cervidae
Source: RefSeq, a predicted model, not a curated record
CUCGGCCGCCCUUUGCCCCUUCCCGCCCUUUCCCUCUGGUUCCCGAGACCUAGUCUCGUUGGCUGCCUCUUCGGCCCUGUUCCCGCCUCCUUCUGGAUCCCUCACCCCUUUGGCCCGACGCAGGCCUCUCAUCCUGACCGGGGGAGUAUCCUCAAGGGGAAACUUUGCAGCGGGAGAGCCCGGGCGGGUUAGAGCGCCGGACAGCUCCCCACUUUCCGAAGCCCCCCAGGCCCUGACCUUUCCCAGCCCCAUCUUGUUUAACCACGACCGACCCAGUUUCUGGGUGAAAAGAAUUAACGCUGUGCUCUGGCACCGAGGGUGUAGAAGUUGAGUGGGUAGAGAGAGACGUGAACGGCCGAUUGUUGCAACUUCGUCUUGUUUGCGUCUUUCAGAGUUGCUGGACAGGAUUUUCUUUUCCCCGACUCCACGCUUCCUGCUGGACUGGGAAAUUUUCUAAAAGCUUUAUUUAACAUUGUGAUGACACGCUUACGCGUGGAUCCUUUAUUGAUCGUUCUCAGGUCUUUUCAGGGCCCGGGAAAUCUGGACCUAGGCUUGUGGUUGUUAAGUGGGCUUGGUUAAAACUGCAAGAUAUAAAUAAUAUUAUGAGAUCUACUCUUCGUUUAAAGUUAGAGAAAAUUCAGGAAUUUGCCCUUUUGAUGGAGGAACUUAGAAGAAUUUUGUUUUUGUUUUUUUGAAAGGUUAAGGGAAUCUCCGAAUCCCCGUGUGAUUUGACUUUAACUUUAAAAGUUUGACCUUUGCUGGGAUUGUUCAAUUUCACGAAGAUAGUACAGUAAAAAUCGGCAAGAACGCCUCCCACAAACUUAAUGAAGAUAAAUCAAGUUUCUGCCAGCAGGAGGAAUUUGUUUACAGCCUACAGAUAGCACCGUUUUAGAUGCUGUGGAGCUUCAAAAAUAAGAGAAUAUCUGAUCUUGGGUCACCCCUUUCCCCAGUGAUCAUCUUUUCUGUAGGUUUCUAGACUUCUACAACUGGAGAGAUUUCCCUUCCUGUUAAAAAGUAUACUGAAACACAGAUUUUAGUAUUAACGGGAACAUCCAUAGUAGUAUAAAAACUUUCACAAUGAAAUCGGAAGCCAAGGAUGGAGAGGAGGAGAGUCUACAAACUGCUUUCAAGAAACUAAGAGUGGAUGCAUCAGGGUCCAUGGCAUCUCUAUCUGUUGGAGAAGGCACGAGUGUCAGAGCGCCAGUCAGAGCAGCAGUAGAGGAUGCCAAACCUAAGACCGCGUGUGCAUCUAAAGACAGUUGGCAUGGGUCUACUAGGAAGUCUUCACGCGGAGCAGUGAGAACCCAGCGUCGACGCCGUUCCAAGUCUCCUGUCCUUCAUCCUCCAAAGUUCAUACAUUGCAGUACAAUAGCUUCUUCCAGCAGCCAGCUCAAGCACAAAAGCCAGACUGACUCCCCUGAUGGCAGCAGUGGGCUGGGAAUUUCAACCCCUAAAGAGUUCAAUGCAGGAGAAUGCUCAACUUCUCUCGAUACUAAUCACACAGGGGCGGUUGCUGAGCCUUUGAGAGCUUCGGUUCCAAGGCUCCCAUCAGAGAGUAAGGAGGAAGAUCCCUCUGAUGCGCCCCAAGUCUCCCAAGCAAGUCUCCAGGCCAGUGAUCUCUCUGACUUUCAAUCGGUUUCCAAGCUAAACCUGGGCAAGCCAUGUGCAUGCAUAGGCAAGGAGUGCCAGUGUAAGAGGUGGCAUGACAUGGAGGUAUAUUCCUUUUCAGGCCUGCAGAAUGUCCCUCCUUUGGCCCCAGAACGAAGAUCCACACUUGAGGACUACUCUCAGUCGCUUCACACGAGAACUCUGUCUGGCUCUCCCCGUUCCUGUUCUGAGCAGGCUCGCGUCUAUGUGGAUGACGUGACCAUUGAGGACCUGUCGGGCUACAUGGAAUAUUACUUGUAUAUCCCCAAGAAAAUGUCCCACAUGGCAGAAAUGAUGUACACCUGAGAGUAAGAAUCUCCUUCCUAUGCUUUAACCAAUGAAGGGUUGUCAGAGAGUUAGUUAACAGCAGACCUUGCAGCUACUUUGUGUGAGAAGACAUCUCCUUCUGCUCACUGUGCUUGCAAUAAAAACUUUUCUUGGCAUCUCA